GUCUUGAGAAGGAGAGUAUGAGGCGAGCUCAGGCCCGGGUGCGGCCGGGCUUCGGGGGCGAAGGCGCUGCCGCUGACACCGCCAUCUAACUCGCUGCUACCGCGAGGGCCGGCGCGCGGAUGGUGCCGGUGCGGCUCGGGUGUUGAUCCGCGUGUCCCCUCCCCCUCUUCCCCUCCCCCACACGGUGGUCUCCUCUCCUCCCCCGGCCCGGCGGAGCCAUGUCUCGGGGUGGCUGCUGCCCACACCUGUUGUGGGACGUGAGGAAAAGAUCCCUCGGGCUGGAGGACCCGUCCCGGCUGCGGAGCCGCUACCUGGGAAGAAGAGAAUUUAUCCAAAGAUUAAAACUUGAAGCAACCCUGAAUGUGCAUGAUGGCUGUGUUAAUACGAUCUGUUGGAAUGAGACUGGAGAAUAUAUUUUAUCUGGCUCAGAUGACACCAAGUUAGUAAUUAGUAAUCCUUACAGCAGAAAGGUUUUGACAACAAUUCGUUCAGGGCACCGAGCAAAUAUAUUUAGUGCAAAGUUCUUACCAUGCACAAAUGAUAAGCAGAUUGUAUCCUGCUCUGGAGAUGGAGUAAUAUUUUAUACCAAUGUUGAGCAAGAUGCAGAAACCAACAGACAAUGCCAAUUUACGUGCCAUUAUGGAACUACCUAUGAGAUUAUGACUGUACCUAAUGACCCGUAUACUUUUCUCUCUUGUGGUGAAGAUGGAACUGUUAGGUGGUUUGAUACACGCAUCAAAACUAGUUGCACAAAAGAAGAUUGCAAAGAUGAUAUUUUAAUUAACUGCCGACGUGCUGCCACAUCUGUAGCUAUUUGUCCACCAAUACCAUAUUAUCUUGCUGUUGGUUGUUCUGAUAGCUCAGUACGAAUAUAUGAUCGGCGAAUGCUGGGUACAAGAGCUACAGGGAAUUAUGCAGGUCGAGGAACUACUGGAAUGGUUGCCCGUUUUAUCCCUUCCCAUCUUAAUAACAAGUCCUGCAGGGUGACAUCUCUGUGUUACAGUGAAGAUGGUCAAGAGAUUCUUGUUAGUUACUCUUCAGAUUACAUAUAUCUUUUUGACCCCAAAGAUGAUACAGCACGAGAACUUAAAACUCCUUCUGCAGAAGAGAGAAGAGAAGAGUUACGGCAGCCUCCAGUUAAGCGUUUGAGACUUCGUGGUGAUUGGUCAGAUACUGGACCCCGAGCAAGGCCUGAGAGUGAACGAGAAAGAGAUGGAGAGCAAAGUCCCAAUGUGUCAUUGAUGCAGAGAAUGUCUGACAUGUUAUCAAGGUGGUUUGAAGAAGCAAGCGAAGUCGCACAAAGCAAUAGAGGACGAGGAAGAUCUCGACCCAGAGGUGGAACUAGUCAGUCAGAUGUUUCAACUCUUCCUACGGUCCCAUCAAGUACUGAUUUGGAAGUGGGUGAAACUGCUAUGGAAGUAGACACUCCAGCUGAACAGUUUCUUCAACCUUCUACAUCCUCUACGAUGUCAGCUCAGGCUCAUUCAGCAUCAUCUUCUACAGAAAGCCCUCAUUCUACUUCUUUGCUGUCUUCUCCAGUCAGUGAACAAAGGCAGUCUGUUGAGGCAUCUGGACACCAUACACAUCAUCAGUCUGAUUCUCCUUCUUCUGUGGUUAACAAACAGCUCGGAUCCAUGUCACUUGACGAGCAACAGGAUAACAAUAAUGAAAAGCUGAGCCCCAAACCAGGGACAGGUGAACCAGUUUUAAGUUUGCACUACAGCACAGAAGGAACAACUACAAGCACAAUAAAACUGAACUUUACAGAUGAAUGGAGCAGUACUGCCUCAAGUUCUAGAGGAAAUGGGAGCCACUGCAAAUCUGAGGAUCAGGAGGAAUCCUUGGUCCCACAGAGCUCCACGCAACCAUUAGAAGGAGAGAAUGAAGCAAAAGCUCCUGAAGAAUCAUCAGAGGAUGUGACAGCACUUCAGGAAGGUGCGUCUGCAGAAAGCACAGUUCAGAACAGUAUAGAUAUAGCACAAUCAGAUAAGUUUAUUUUUGAGCCAUUGGAUUCCGGUUCAGGAGAAAGGAAUGACUUCAAUCUUGUUAGCCCUUGUGGGGUUCCAGAAGAAUCCACUUUGUCUGAAAAAGGCAAGGAACCAGGAACUUCAGAUCAAACUAGCACUGAAAGUGCUACCAGUCAGAGUACCAGCAAUCCCGAACCUCAAUCACAAACAGAAGCCAUUGGGCCUUUGGCUCAGGAGGAAACAUUGGCCAGGGACUCUGCUCUCCAGGACACAGAUGACAGUGAUGAUGACCCAGUGCUGAUCCCAGGUGCAAGGUAUCGAGCAGGACCUGGUGAUAGACGCUCUGCUGUUGCCCGAAUUCAGGAGUUCUUCAGGCGGAGAAAAGAAAGAAAAGAAAUGGAGGAAUUGGAUACCUUGAACAUUAGAAGGCCACUAGUAAAGAUGGUUUAUAAGGGCCAUCGCAACUCCAGGACAAUGAUAAAAGAAGCCAAUUUCUGGGGUGCUAACUUUGUAAUGAGUGGUUCUGACUGUGGCCAUAUCUUCAUCUGGGAUCGUCACACUGCUGAACAUUUAAUGCUUCUGGAAGCUGAUAAUCACGUGGUAAACUGCCUGCAGCCACACCCGUUUGACCCAAUUCUAGCCUCGUCUGGCAUAGAUUAUGACAUAAAGAUCUGGUCACCACUAGAAGAGUCAAGGAUCUUUAACCGAAAACUUGCUGAUGAAGUUAUAACUCGAAAUGAACUCAUGCUGGAAGAGACUAGAAAUACCAUUACAGUUCCAGCCUCUUUCAUGUUGAGGAUGUUGGCUUCACUGAAUCAUAUUCGAGCUGACCGGUUGGAGAGUGACAGAUCAGAAGGCUCUGGUCAGGAGAAUGACAAUGAGGAUGAGGAAUAAUCAACUCUUAUUGGCAAGCACUUAGAUGUUCUGAAAUUUGUAUAAGACAUUUAUUAUAUUUUUUUCUUUACAGAGCUUUAGUGCAAUUUUAAGGUUGUGGUUUUUUGGAGUUUUUCCCUUUUGGGGGGAUAACCUAGCAUUGGUUUGGAAUGAUUGUGUGCAUGAAUUUGGGAGUGUGUGUAAAACAAAACUAGCGAAAUGUUUUAAAAACUUUUUGCCAUGUAUGAGGAGUGCUAGAAAAUGCAAAGUGCAAUAUUUUCCCUAACCUUCAAAUGUGGGAGCUUGGAUCAAUGUUGAAGAGUAAUUUUCAUUAUAGUGAAAAUGUUGGUUCAAAUAAAUUUCUACACUUGCCAUUUGCAUGUUUGUUGCUUUCUAAUUAAAGAAGUUGGUUGUUUUAAAAUA
Messenger RNA from Eubalaena glacialis (North Atlantic right whale), 3263 nucleotides. It is a transcript of the gene DCAF6, whose product is annotated as DDB1 and CUL4 associated factor 6. The record is from RefSeq and is a predicted model, not a curated record. Gene Ontology annotation, molecular function: protein binding. NCBI's taxonomy places the organism in Eukaryota, Metazoa, Chordata, Mammalia, Artiodactyla, Balaenidae. Gene Ontology annotation, cellular component: Cul4-RING E3 ubiquitin ligase complex; cytoplasm. The transcript has 20 exons. The coding region runs from base 219 to 2861 and encodes 880 amino acids. Gene Ontology annotation, biological process: positive regulation of transcription by RNA polymerase II.